Molecule: messenger RNA, 524 nt
Organism: Pocillopora damicornis (cauliflower coral)
Lineage: Eukaryota; Metazoa; Cnidaria; Anthozoa; Scleractinia; Pocilloporidae
Product: fibroblast growth factor receptor 1
Biological process (GO): protein phosphorylation; cell surface receptor protein tyrosine kinase signaling pathway; multicellular organism development
Cellular component (GO): plasma membrane; signaling receptor complex
Molecular function (GO): transmembrane receptor protein tyrosine kinase activity; ATP binding
Source: RefSeq, a predicted model, not a curated record
UAUUGAUAUUGGAAAAGCAGUGGAAUGGUGAAAGUCAGAUAAAAUGCCUCGGUGCUUUUCCAUUUGUGUAUGGAUUUAUUUAUUUGGAUUCUUUAAGGAAAAAUCACUCCAAGAAGGGUCUGCUUUAAUGCAAUGGUCAGAUUGGAGUCCCUGCUUUGGUCGGUGCAGUGUUAAAUUUCAGGCAAGGAGUUGUUCGAAGGGUUGCGUUGGUGACCAAAAUAUAGAGAUUAGGGAGUGUUCAACACAUGAAAACUGUUCAGCUUAUAGAGUGCGGCUUUCCCAUAAUCUUUCUUUUGCCGCUAAACUGAAGCUUGAUGGGUAUGUGAACAACACUUGGACGCCCGUUUGCCAUCCAGUAGGCAUUGUUGAUAGACUUUGCCAGAUCCAAGGCUUUGAGUCAGCUGAGAAUAACGCAAACUGCGAUAUGAUCCAGACUCACCGAUAUGGCAACACAACUUGUGGCACUCUUCAAAGAAUGAUUUCUAAUUGUAGCGAACCUCACAGAGUUGCCGCUGUAUGUAAAG